UCAUAAUUUGCUUUAGCAAUAUGUAGUAUUCAUCCGAAAUGGCAAAGUUAAGUAGUUAUUACUUUAGCUUAGAUAAAUUAAUAAUCAGUGUUUUUGUUGUACUUUCCACAUUAGGAUACGGUGUGUUUUGUAGUUCGUUGUUCAUUUUCGGAGAUUCAACAGUAGAUUCUGGCAACAAUAAUUAUAUCAAAACCAUCGCUGAGAAUCAAGCAAAUUACGAGCCGUACGGACAAAAUGGAUUUUUCCAAACGCCAACCGGACGAUUCUGCGAUGGUCGUAUCAUUGUGGAUUAUAUAGCUCAAUAUGCAAAGCUACCAAUUAUUCCUCCAUUUUUACAACCCUCUACUGAUUACAUCAACGGUGUUAAUUUUGCCUCUGGCGGAGCUGGUGUUCUCCCUGAAACCAAUCAAGGAUUAGCAAUUGAUCUUCCAACACAGUUGAAAAGUUUCGAAAAGGUGGAAAAGUGGUUGGUUGAGAAGUUGGGAGAAGAAGAAGCAAAAAAAAAGAUAAAGGAAGCAGUUUAUUUUAUUAGUAUCGGAAGUAAUGACUACAUGGCAGGUUAUUUAGGUAAUCCCAUGACACGAGAACGUUAUAACCCUGAGCAAUACGUGAGCAUGGUCAUUGGGAACUUGACUCAGGCAGUUCAGGUGUUGUACCAGAAAGGAGGUAGGAAAUUUGGGUUUCUGAGCUUGAGUCCUCUUGGUUGCUUACCAAUUUUUAGAGCUCUGAGCCCAAAAGCAAGUGAAGGCGGUUGCUUUGAAGAGGCUUCUGCUCUUGCUUCGGCACAUAACAACGCCCUAGGAUCUGUGCUCACAAAUCUGGAGUACAUGCUCAAUGGGUUUAAGUAUAGCAACUCUAAUUUCUAUGAUUGGCUCUACGAUAGAAUCAAUCAACCCACCAAAUACGGUUUCAAGGACGGAGUAAAGGCUUGUUGUGGAACCGGACCAUACGGAGGCAUCUAUAGCUGCGGAGGCAGAAAGAACAUCACAGAGUACCACUUAUGUCCCAACGUUGAUUAUUACGUGUGGUGGGAUUCUGUCCAUGCAACCGAGAAAAUCCACCACCAAUUGGCUAUGGCUCUCUGGAAUGGGCCCACUUCCUCUGUCGGCCCAUAUAAUCUCCAAGACCUCUUCUUCGACCAGGCCCAACUCAAAAUAGCAGAUAUCGUUGACGAUCAUAACGAUAAUUAUAUCAAAAUUACUUGAACUUUUUUUUUAGUGCAUAAUAAUAAUGAUAAUACGACUUUGAAUUUGGUCAUCCCUUCUCUACGAAGGCUAUUAUGCAAUUUGGAAUUUUUGGGUGGUUUUUGCUUAGUUUCCAUGAUCAAAUGACAUGUGGGUUUGGACAUGUGCUUAGUUGUUGAGAGGCACAAGUUAUGUUUUGAGUCGAAUAAACAAUUAGGGUUUGUAUCUGUGUCCAAGCUGUCUGUGAGGUGUUUGUUUUAUUCAGGAAUAUGUCAACCUGUUAGGGUUCGUACGCAAUAAUUUGUGAGAUUAAAAAUUGACAACUUAUGUUGUACUGUUUAUAA
Molecule: messenger RNA, 1528 nt
Organism: Humulus lupulus (European hop)
Lineage: Eukaryota; Viridiplantae; Streptophyta; Magnoliopsida; Rosales; Cannabaceae
Product: GDSL esterase/lipase 5-like
Exons: 5
Coding region: 39-1205 (388 amino acids)
Molecular function (GO): hydrolase activity, acting on ester bonds
Source: RefSeq, a predicted model, not a curated record